This is a messenger RNA of Suillus fuscotomentosus, 732 nucleotides long. RefSeq lists its product as uncharacterized. The transcript has a single exon. The annotation marks the transcript as partial. The record is from RefSeq and is a predicted model, not a curated record. Lineage: Eukaryota; Fungi; Basidiomycota; Agaricomycetes; Boletales; Suillaceae.
CUCGCCCAAGUUCUUCGCGAUCCUGAUCUGCCUUCGAUCCAUAUUCUAGUCACGAGUCGCUCGGAAGCACAUAUUUUUGAAGCUAUGCAGAACGCAGAUGUGCGACCAUUGCUGUGCGAGAUACCAGUGAAGAUUUCUGGGGAGGGUGUUACUCCUAUCAUCUCGCUAGAUGGCGCAGAUGUUGAUGAAGAUAUCUAUCGUUUCUUGGAGCAUUCGUUCAGGAAGCUGCAAAAUCGCUCUCCCACCUUCCCGCAACCAACGCAGGAUCAAAUUGAGAAGCUGGCGAUCCGAGCGGGCAGACGUUUCAUUGUGGCGUCUACAAUGAUGAAGUUUAUUGACGAUCGAAACAACGAUCCCCGUGACCGGCUUCACCUCAUGCUUGAGCUAACAAGUGAACUGUUACCAGGAACGGAGGUGUACGAGUUAUAUGACCGCAUCCUCUCCACAUGCGCUGAUCCGAAGCUGGCAUACCUACACUUGUCCGUUGUUGCUGCCCUUACAGAUCCGCUACCGAUCUCACAAAUCUCGGAACUUCUUGGCCCUGGUCAGGGCAGGGAUGUUGAGAAAGUGUUGGUGCAACUGCGCUCUGUCAUAGAUGUUCCUCCCAACAGCAGUCUCCCCGUGAAUAUCUAUCACUCGUCUGUUCGUGAUUAUGUUUCCCAUCGCUCAAACUGCAGUCUCUAUAUCACUUCACCUCACUCCCUACUCACACAUUCUUCUCUCCGCAUGAUG